AUGCUGACCUACGUCAUAACUUCAUAUGUAUUAUGUAUUUUCUUUGGCUGUUCAUCAGUUCUUAUAAUGUGUGGAAACCUUCUGGUAAUAAUCUCUAUCAUAUACUUCAAACAGCUCCACACUCCUACAAACUACCUCAUCCUCUCUCUGGCUGUGGCUGACCUGCUUGUUGGUGUUGUAGUUUUGCCUUUUAGCACAAUACUGGCUGUAAGCUCAUGUUGGCAUCUUGAAGGUUUGCUCUAUAGAUAUUAUGCAGUGUGUCAGCCUCUGAGGUACAGAACUAAAAUAACUGUCCGUGUUAUUGUGAUCAUGAUCCUAGUGAGAUGGACUAUUUCUGCACUAAGUGGAAUUGGCCUCACAAUCCGGGGAAUAAACGAAGAACAAUCUAACAAGUGUGUUUUAUUUCAACACACAAGCUCAGCAGCUUUGGGAACUUUUUUUACCUUUUACCUCCCAAGUAUUGUACUGUUCACCAUCUACCUAAAGAUUUUUAUGGUGUCACAGAGACAGGUACGCAGCAUCCAGAACACAACCUGUCAGAACACUAAGUCUGAAGCAACCAUCAGUAAGAUGGAGAGAAAGGCCACCAAAACUCUGGCUAUUGUUAUGGGAGUUUUUCUCAUCUGUUGGAAUCCUUUCUUUCUUUGUAUCACCUUUUACCCUUUGAGUAAUUACACAAUACCAGUUUCUGUGAUUGAAACUUUUAAAUGGCUUGGAUGGUCAAAUUCAAUGCUCAAUCCAUUUGUCUACGGUUUCUUUUAUACCUGGUUUCGAACUUCUUUCAAAAUGAUAAUUUCUGGGAAAAUAUUUCAGGGUGAUUUUACUAAUUCUAAACUCUACUGA
Messenger RNA from Epinephelus lanceolatus (giant grouper), 843 nucleotides. Lineage: Eukaryota; Metazoa; Chordata; Actinopteri; Perciformes; Serranidae. The record is from RefSeq and is a predicted model, not a curated record.